Molecule: messenger RNA, 3287 nt
Organism: Cuscuta campestris
Lineage: Eukaryota; Viridiplantae; Streptophyta; Magnoliopsida; Solanales; Convolvulaceae
Source: the annotation of a GenBank genome assembly
CUCAUUCCCCUGCACUCAUAGAUGACUCAACCAGAGACAUUGCUGGAAGUCGAGGAGGGGUUAUUAGUCUUAUGAUGAUAACAUCACAGAGGCAUUUUAUCAAACACCUUAUAAGCAGACGAAAGAAUCUUCUUUCACUCUCAAUGGCGCAGCAAUCAAGGCUCUGCUCCUACUUUCCGCAUUCAGAACUCCGGGUAGCGCCGGAAAAGGGCCGUCUUUAUGUGUCUUUCUUCUGUACCCUCAUCCACCUCUACCUCCGUUGCCGCCUGUUCUCGAAGGCCCAGGCCGUUUUCUCCGCCAUGCGCGGUUGCAAUUUGGUCCCCGACCUCCGUUCUUGGAACCGCCUGCUGCUCCAAUUCAACACUUCUGGCGCUGUUGAUCAGGUGACGUUUCUCUACUCUGAUAUGCUCUCUUGUGGAGUUGUUCCGAAUGUGUACACCUGGAACAUAGUGAUGCAUUCUCUCUGCAAAUUAGGAAACAUUGAUCAGGCUAUGGAGUUGCUUAGGAAGAAUGAGAGUGAUACUGUUAGUUAUAAUACUGUCAUACGGGGCCUUUGCAGAAAGAGGCUCGUGGAAGAUGGGUUCGGGCUGGUAAGCGAGAUGGUCAAGAAGGGUGUUGCUGUGGACACUUUUACUUGUAAUAUAGUCAUUAAGGGGUUUUGCGAGAUGGGUUCUCUUCAAAAAGCAAAAUGGGUGAUGGAAAUGUUUUGCCACGACGGUCAAGGUAUUCCUAAAGAUAUUGUGGGGUUUAACACCAUUAUACAUGGCUGUUUUAUGGCUCAUGAAAUGAGUGAUGGUCUUGAGAUCACAGAGGGUAUGAGCCGUGAGGGGGUGUGGCCUGACAAUGUCACUUACAAUAUUUUGAUCAAUGGGUUUUGUGAGUUGGGAGAUUUUGAUUCUGCCAAGAGUCUAAUGGAAGAACUCUCGGAGUCCUGUAAAAAUGUUGAGGUUUGCGAUGGGGGUUCUCUUCCUAGUGACAAUGGUCAAACUGCAGAAAAUUUAGGUAGAGUGUUAGUUGUAAGACCUAAUCUCAUUACGUACACUACGCUGUUUAGUAAAUUCAUUAAGAAGUCCGAGAUUGAGAAAGCACUAUGUAUAUAUGAAGAGAUGACUAAGAAUGGGGUCUCCCCCGAUUCUGUUACUUAUAGUUCUCUCAUACAUGGCCUUUGCAAACAUGGAAGGGUUGUUGAAGCCAAACAAGUCGUAGAGGAGAUGAAGAUUGUCGGGGUGGAUCCUAAUCAUUUUACGUACACCAUUUUGAUUGAUUAUUUACUCAAACAAGGGGAUGUGUCUGCUGCCUCUGCCCUUCAAUGCCAGAUGGUGGUUCGUGGAAUAAGAUUUGACAGCGUGAUCUUAACCUGUUUGAUGGAUGGGUUGUUUAAAGCUGGGAAACCUAGGGAUGCUGAGGAGAUAUAUCAAACUCUUCUAAAUUUCAAGAUGCAUCUAAACCAUAUCACUUAUACAGCAUUGUUAGACGGGCGGAUCAAAUCUGGCGGCAUGGAGAGUGUAGAAUUCCUGUUCCAAGAAAUGGAAGAGAAAAACAUUGUGCCCAAUGCCUUUACGUUUUCUUCUGUAAUUAAUGGCUAUGUUAAAAGGGGGCUUCUUGAUGCAGCUAUGGCUUUGAUGAAGAAGAUGGUUCACUACAAUGUCAUGCCCAAUGUAUGCAUAUAUGGUAACAUGAUUGACGGGUGCUUCAAGGCUGGUAAUCAAGACAUGUCUGUCUCCCUCUACACGGAGAUGAAAUUGUGUGGAGUUUUGGAAAAUAAUUUCAUACUGGAUGCUUUUAUAAACAAUUCUAAAAGACACGGAAAGAUGGAAGAAGCAGAGGCCUUUAUAGGUGAAAUGGUAUCAAUCGGAGUCAAACCUGAUCAUGUUAACUAUACAUCGCUGCUGGAUGGGCUAUUUAAAUCAGGAAAACACUCGGCUGCUCUUGAGUUGGCCCAAGAGAUGAAAGAUACAGGUUUUGGGUUUGAUACAGUUGCUUGCAAUGUGAUACUGAAUGGGCUCUUACGGAGUGGGCAGUAUGAAGUGCAGUCCGUCUAUGGUGAAAUGAUACGAUUCGGUUUAGAACCCGACGUUCUGUCUUUCAACACCAUGAUCUAUGCUUGCUGCAAGGAGGGUAAAAUGGGAAAUGCUUUCAAUCUUUGGAAUGAGAUGAAUGUGCAUGGACUGAAGCCUAACUCAGUUACUUGUAAUAUUAUGCUGAGGGGAUUAUGUGAAGUUGGUCAAGUGGAUAAAGUGAUAGAUUUGUUGAACAAUAUGCAGACUAUGGGUCUUCAGCCUACCCGAUCUAUUUAUAAAGUUUUGAUCGGCGUUGCAUCAAAAUAUAGAAAAGCUGAGACGAUCUUAAGAAUGCACGAGCGACUUAUAAGCAUGGGGCUUAAGCUUGACCAAACAGUUUACAACACACUCAUAAGUGUAUUAUGCAGGCAAGGGAUGACCGCCUGUGCAAAAUCACAACUGUUGAAAAUGAGAGAGCAGGGAAUUUUUGCUGACACUAUUACUUAUAAUUCCUUUAUUUACGGGUAUUGCAAAAUAUCCUUUAUCGAUAAAGCUUUAGAAACAUAUUCCAUAAUGCUGGUUGAAGGGGUUUCUCCUAGUAUUGCGACUUACAAUUAUCUCCUUGAGGGUCUAACGGCAUCUAGAAGGUUUCAAGAAGUAGACGGCGUACUUAAUGAGAUGAGGCUUAAGGGUCUUGUCCCUAAUUCUAACACCUAUGACACUCUAGUCUCAGGCUAUGGAAAGCAAGGGAAUAAAAAGGAAGCUAUACGGCUCUACUGUGAAAUGAUAACGAAAGGCUUUGUUCCCCGUGUUAGUACUUAUAAUGUUCUUAUUGGUGAGUUUGCAAAGGUUGGGAAGAUGAAGCAAGCUCAAGAACUCAUGCAUGAGAUGCAAGCUAGGGGAGCAAAACCAAAUGCUUCAACGUACGAUAUACUUGUUGCAGGAUGGUGCACACUGUCAAAACAAGCAGAACUUGAUAGAUACUUCAAAGUGUCUUGCCAAGCCGAGGCAAAGAGGGUGGCUGGAAUGUCACUGGAAAAGGCAUGUGAUCAUUUACAUGAAGCUAUUUACAUGACAAUUGGAGUCUUGAUAAGAAUGUAUGCAUUCUCUGCAAAACGGAUUCUUGAAUCAGGAAAGAGCUGAAAUGCAACCAAACUAUGGAUUUGACGGCCUGAACAAAUGAAGUGUAGUGCUUGUUUGGGACAUACGAUUUCCGAAAAAAAUGAGAUUCAUCUGCAGUGAUGUAUUUCAGGGAUGGCAAUAUGGUAAUAACCCAGGACUUCAUGG